Messenger RNA from Caenorhabditis sp. 36 PRJEB53466, 4149 nucleotides. Lineage: Eukaryota; Metazoa; Nematoda; Chromadorea; Rhabditida; Rhabditidae. The record is from the annotation of a GenBank genome assembly.
AUGGUUAGUUGCAUUUGUGCUCAAAUCGGGAUAGUGGCGGUCUUGGAUUACGCCUUGGAUUACAAUAUAAACGCAGAAAAUGUUCCACUAAGUCAAUCUGUCCAGAUGCACGCAUGUGCGGGUUUCCCAUCCAUCUGCACACAUCUGUUCUGUUAUGUGACUCGGAAACGUGGGCAGACGCGGGAAACUGCUCUUCCGGAACUGAACUUCUCCAGAUUUCUUCUUCUAUCCACCGAUUCCUUUGCAAACCGUCAGUCAUCCAAGGCCGCCACUAUUUAUUUAUGCGUCCGCAUUUCCUCGCGAUUAUGCAUGUUUUGACGGCUAACCAACCAAACCAUCCGACCAGCAGACGAAGACGAUGUGCAAUUGCGCGUGCGCGUGUCUGCAGACAUGGGAACCUUCUCGGCGCGCUGUUCCCAUUUUUCAAAUCUGCGGCGCUCCGAACUGCCUUCACGGCUUCAUCUUGACGUCUCAAACUCAUUUCUUCUUUCAGACCGAUCGAGAAUCAAUGGAAUUCAGCGAUUUUCGCGUGGUCACCUCUAGCUCAGUGUACCGAAAGGGCUCGACGGCCAGCGGAUUAAUCUCUUCGGGUGGACAGAGCAACAGAUGUCGAUACACACUUGGAGAAGUAUAUACCCUUUCCUGCUUUUUUUUGCAAAUUCGUUGUUUAGGUUUCAUCAACAAACAUUACUUUGGAUGUGAACGUAGGCGCCGGAUGGACGAGAAUACGACUGAGAGAAGUGCCCAAAUUCAUUGUCCACGCCUUCAACAUGAUCACAAAGUUUGGAAUGGAAGUGGACGGAAUCUUUCGGAAAGAAGGCAACUCUGCUCGUUUGAACCGUGCCGAAGUGCAAAAUAUUUACAAAGGAGAGUGUGACAUUCCGAACGACUACACAGUCAUCGACGUGUGUACGCUGGUCAAAAGGUUCCUGCGCGACCUGAAACCGCCGCUGCUCGACUCGGACGAGUUCCGUCAGAGACUGCUCAAGAAGGCGUGCCAGUCAAGAAUUUCCAACUGUUUUGUUCUGACUCGGGACGAAAUGGCAGAUAUGAGCUACUCGGAACACAUCUCGAGAGAUUGGCAGGAAUCUCUUCUCUCGGAUAUUCAUUUUUCGACACUCGGUUACGUAAUGAGACAAUUGAGCAGAGUGGGUCGUCUCAAUUGAAAAGUACCCUUCAUACUCAAAUUAUAGAUUGCUGCGCAUUCUGAUCAGCACAAGAUGUCAAUUGAAAAUUUGGCAGUGGUGCUUGUCGGAAGUGUCUUCGGAGACGGAAUUCAUACUUCAAAGAAAAGUGGACAAAUUAGAAGAGGGUCACAGGACGACAUUUUGGCGCAGAAGAAGCAGGAUAUGAAUGUGCACGUGGCUGCAGUCAAACUUUUGAUAACCAAUGUUAUUCAUUUUAUUUUGGAAUCGCAAUUAAAUACUUUACAUUUUUCAGGCCAAUCUUAUUGGAAUUCGUCGUGAUCCAUACGUGACGAGUGGUGCGGGCGGCCCAAUGCCUCGAAGUUCAAGUGCCAUGCCACGUUGCAGUAGUGGAUACGAAACGGCCUCUUCCGACGCUGACGGCAACUCCAUAAAAACCGCGUCAAUACUGAAAAGCGGCGAUGUGCAGGGACAUUCAACGUCUUCGUCUAUUUAUCGAAGAGACUCGGAAGCCGCGCACAAAAUAGUGACGGCUCGAAAAAAGAACGAUCAGAUGGCAAAGAAAAAACGAUCCGCCUCCUUCCUGCCCAGCUUCCGUGAUAUUCGUCAUCGCCUGACCAACAUGAAAAGGGCAAAGAGUCCGAGUCCGGAACGAUUGACGACCGGGCACACGUCCGAACAGUUCAAGACGACGGACACGACGAGCUCGUCGGAUCAGAACUGCGAGCCUCAACACGAUCUGCUUCAUCGAAAGAAGGUGGCGCGCAAUGAGUCGAGCACCAUGUCGACGGGAUCCACGGCAUCCGGAAGACAAUCCCGCAGCCAACAAUCGAGGAGGGGAAAUACGAAUGCGGCGCCGAGAAUGGGUUCGGACCACAGAAGUGCAAAGCCGACGAUUGCGAAAUUGUUCGAAACCUCUGAUUUCGCGUCAAACGUGAGCAACGGAGCACUACGAAGGCUGUCGGCCAGCGACCAGAAUGCGGAUGCGAUGCGAUUUGCGAGAUUGCGUUCGUCGAACGAACAAAUAAGUGCAGCAGGUUGCGAGAGAAGGCCGAAUCAAAUGAUUGAUAAGCAUUCAUUUUCAGAGUUUCUGAUGUCAGAACAUGAAAAGGAAAAACAUUCGAGACUGCAGAAGCGAAAUACUAUGGUUCUUGGGGAGAACGCGAAGAGCUCAAGUGUGAAGCAUACGAAUCGUCGGCACACCGCUCCAAUCAACAACAACAGACUACGUCGGAAUCGUCCGAAUACUGUCGGCGCGGGACUGCCUCAUCAGAAGAAGGAGACGCUGAUUACGAGUUCGUCGAUGGAGGAGAAAGAAAAUCAUGCGGAUUGUGAAACUGACGACACUGUGGAGCAAGCGAUACUGUUGGACCAGUCGGAGAUGCUGCUCGAGCAGAAAGCGAUAGAAGCUCGUUCUCGGAGAGCCGGCAGAAAACAACAGAAGACGACGGUUCGGACUGUGAGCACGGAAAGUAUGAUGGUGCUGAAUGGGUCAAUGGCGACGGAGAUGGUAGCGAGCUCAUCGAAGAAAGAAGUGUUGGGUGCAGUGAAGGAAGAGUCGCCGAAGAAGGCGCCAGAACAGGUGACGCUGCGAAAGGACAUUGAGGAAAUGAAACAGAAACAUUUCUGCGACAUGGCCACUUCCCCCAUGGUCAUUGACACUCCGAAAGUGAGUUGGAAUACUUCUUUGUGCUCUUAAGAGUUUAGUUUUUUUCAGGAAAUGUUGACGCACGAAAAUGGUCAUGUGUGGGUAGGAACGAAGCAGGUGAUUACUGUGACGCCGUCGCCGAGCCUGGCCAGAAGACAGAGUCGUGCUCGUUUGUCGUAUUCGAAAGCUACGGAGUCUCCGAUUGACAUGCCGUCUCGACCGAGAGAAUCGAGCCCUUUGAUGUCUCCCGUUCUGAAGCACAUGACGGUGAACAAUAACUCACCACCUUCGCAAAUGAUAACGACGUCUCCAAGGUAUCUAAAAUGAAAUAGAAAACAUAGGAAACGUAAUGAAUUGCAGAAACAGCCUGACUCCGAAGUCGCACGUUCUCUCUCCACUGGUCCUAAAAAUGGAACACACUCCCCCACCGAUCCCUCCGCAUUCCCCCCCGAACUUCACUCCUCAAACUUCGAGAGUUUCGCUGGAGGCGGCUGCCGAUCUGAAGAGAAUCUCUCUUUCGGGUGUAGAGCAGAGGCGUCGUCCGCCCACGCCGCCAUCUCAUCCGAGAUUGUCUAAUCCGUUCUCGCCCAAAUUGCCGAUUCGUUCGGUCACAAUCGACAAUGGUUACGAGCUGCCUGUCUUGGAAGCACCUUCUGGUCUCUUCAAACUGCCUCAGUUGCCAAAAAAGAUCAGUGCGACGUCAAGUGCUCAGCUUUGCCCGCCGCUGACCCGCCAGCAACAGUCUGUGUCGACGUUGUCGGUGCCGAACCGUGCAAAUCUUCGUGAGACGAAGAGCAUCGACACAGCUGAUACGGCGCCACUCCGUUCGGCGCCUUUGACGUCUUCCUAUCACGCUGGUCAAAUGUCACCGCAAUCGAACGAUUAUUUCGAGUUUGGGAAGUACACAAAUAUUCUACGAUCAUCUAAAGACGAAUUUGUGAGUAAACAAACAGUCGACCUUUCGUUCAUGAAAUUACAUAAAUUUCAGGCAUUGCCAAGCAGGAAGCAGUGUGUUGAUAUGCGGCCGUCAGUGGCCAUAAUCCGAAACAAUAACUGUGGAUUGGUCCGUUCAAGAGUGAAUCAUUUCCAGGUGAGAACCGUCACUUUUUUCAUUUUCAUAGAGUUGAUGUUUUCCAGGAGAUUGAACAAAUGCAACGGAACGAGACGUCGAUGAGUGGCAGAACUUCAGCCAUGUCGCAACUAUCGUUGAAAAGCAACGACACUCAGCCAUCGUCGGAUCGUUUCUCCGACGUCUCCGACUCUCGGAACAUUCUGAAUUCGUCGGAAUCGAUGGAUUCUCCGCCGACGCCGACACUGACUUCACGAGUCUCGUACGACCCGGUGCACCAUUUCUAA